UUCAGCUCCAUCCAAUCCCUCUCAGGUGCUUCACUUCAACUGAAUAACAAAGCAGCACAGUCUUUGCCUUGAUCUACAGUAGCAGUCUUUGCUUGUUGAAUACUCUGUGGACUUUCGGUAAAGAUCUAUUCAAUAUGUCGAUGGGCUUGGAGAUUGUGGGGAUUUCCCUUGGAUUCAUUGGAUUGAUUCUUGCAAUCGUAACAUGCGCCCUCCCAAUGUGGAAAGUGUCAGCGUUCAUCGGCGCCAACAUCAUCACGGCUCAGAAUAUCUGGCAGGGCUUGUGGAUGAAUUGCGUGGUCCAAAGUACAGGUCAGAUGCAGUGCAAGUCCUAUGACUCCAUGUUAGAAUUGCCUCAGGACCUUCAAGCCUCCAGGGCAAUGACAAUCAUCGCUAUAAUACUCGGAGUGCUGGGGAUCAUGAUCUUCUUUGUAGGAGCCAAGUGCACCAACUGCAUAGAAGAUGAGGCAUCCAAGGCCAAAGUGGUCAUCAUCUCUGGGAUUUUCUUUGUCCUAGCAGGCCUUUUGGUCCUGAUUCCUGUGUCUUGGUCUGCCAGUAACAUUGUCCGGGACUUCUACAAUCCAACAACGAUUAAUCCUCAGAAGAGAGAGAUUGGAGCAUCUCUCUAUAUCGGUUGGGGUUCAGCCGCCCUCUGCCUGAUCGGAGGAGCAAUGCUGUGCAGCCGCUGCCCACCCAAGGAAAAGAAGUACAAAGCACCCAGGAUGGCGUACUCUGCCCCCCGCAGUGCAAGUGCUGGUGGAGGGUAUGACAAGAAAGACUAUGUUUAAACUACUCUAAAUUGUCUGAAGAAUUUUUUUUGAAAGUAGUUUGAAUGUUAGUUGCAUUUCUGUGUUUGUAAAGAUGUGUCCUGCUUGUUCAUUGCUGUCUCAAAGAACGGGGUAAGCCCCUUUGAAUGACUCCGAAAUGAAGAUUUUCUAAACUUUUUCAUCUUUGUCUUAUUUUUUUUUGGUCAACAUGUUAAUUUACAAACUCUUGGUCUAUUAUGCGUGAAGAACGGGAGCAUUAGAGCUUUGUUUUUUUGUUAAAAAUGAUCAUAAUCCCUUCAAACGUUACACUGGAAAUUGUAACUCUAGUCUCUGCGACUGUGAAAAUUUAAACCUACUUUCCGCUUUUUGCAGUAGAUAGCUGGUGGCAAGGAGUUAUGUUACAUUGAAAAUUGCUGGGAAAACGUUGCGUGUCAUGUCACCUGACUAUGACAAGGAAGAGCUGGCUCUCGUUUUACAUGGAUUUGUUUGGAU
Messenger RNA from Cyprinodon variegatus (sheepshead minnow), 1256 nucleotides. Its product is annotated as claudin-3-like. Gene Ontology annotation, molecular function: structural molecule activity. The coding region runs from base 135 to 785 and encodes 216 amino acids. Gene Ontology annotation, cellular component: bicellular tight junction; plasma membrane. NCBI's taxonomy places the organism in Eukaryota, Metazoa, Chordata, Actinopteri, Cyprinodontiformes, Cyprinodontidae. The record is from RefSeq and is a predicted model, not a curated record. Gene Ontology annotation, biological process: bicellular tight junction assembly; cell adhesion. The transcript has a single exon.